AUGCCACUGCAAGUGAUCGUUGUUGGCGCAGGCCUGGCUGGUCUGGGCGCUGCCAUUGCCCUCAACCGUGCGGGCCACAAUAUCCAAGUUCUCGAACAAUCCAGUUUUCGCAAUGAAGUAGGCGCAGCCAUUCACGUCGCACCCAACGCUACACGGAUCUUGAAGGAAUGGGGUUGUAAUUUGAACGGCCUAUAUCCUGUACAAUGCAACCGUCUACAGGUCUGGGAUUCGGAGGGAAAUCUCCUUUUGACCCCUGUUGUGACGAAAGACCUCCACCGGAAAUUGAAUACCACAGAUGACUGGCUUCUGACCCAUCGUGUGGAUCUCCACAAUGUUCUGCGCGCUGCUGCAGCUCAGGAAGUGGAUGGCCGAAAGGUUGACAUUCGCCUUUCAUCGCGCGUGGUCUCUGUCGAUUCCGAGGCUGGAAUUGUCACACUAGAGGAUGGAACCAUCUACAAGGGCGAUUUGAUUGUGGGAGCAGAUGGAGUGCAUUCCCGAUCUCUGCGUGCUAUUGUCGGACAGGAGCACAGAAAAGAAAGCACAGGACAAAAUUGUUUCCGGUUCCUCGUUCCCAUGUCAAAGGCCCAGGCAAAUCCCUUGACUGCGGCACUGUUGCAAAAGACCGGCGUGGAUGGGGUCCACGCUUUCGUCAGUCCAGAUCGCCGCCUCGUCGUCUACCCUUGCCGCGAGGGUGAUCUUCUCAACGUUGUUGCAAUUCACCCUACGGGUCCUGAAGAGGUCAAAGAGGCAUCCUGGCUCGACUCGGGCAAUCUCGAUCAGCUCCUGGAGACUUAUUCUUCAUUUGGACCAGAGCUCCAAGAACUCUGCCGCAUGGCUGAGGACCUCAAACUUUGGAGCUUGGCGUCACGCUCCCCGCCAACCACUUUCGUCCAGGGCAAGCUUGCCUUGGUAGGCGAUGCAGCGCAUCCAACACUUCCUCACCAAGGACAAGGUGGCGCGCAGGCAUUUGAGGAUGGAGCUGCAUUGGGCGGUGUGUUGCCAGCCGACACUACACUGGACCAGGUUCCUCAGCGCUUGUCUCUAUACGACAAAGUCCGUUAUGACCGAGCAGUGACAGUUAUGAUGAUGUCCAAGACGCACGACGAACGACGAGCCGAGACGUUGGACGAGCUGCGGAAGUAUGUUCCCAAAGCAGAAAUGCCUCCCGACAUGUUUUCCUUCACCUGGCCUUCGUGUCCAGGCCGGGAUGCCAAGCGUCUGCUUGAAGCGCAGGUCUAG
Penicillium longicatenatum is the source of this 1239-nucleotide messenger RNA. RefSeq names its product putative salicylate hydroxylase. The transcript has 6 exons. Lineage: Eukaryota; Fungi; Ascomycota; Eurotiomycetes; Eurotiales; Aspergillaceae. The coding region runs from base 1 to 1239 and encodes 412 amino acids. The record is from RefSeq and is a predicted model, not a curated record. Gene Ontology annotation, molecular function: monooxygenase activity; FAD binding.